Schistocerca cancellata (South American locust) is the source of this 2070-nucleotide messenger RNA. It is a transcript of the gene aph-1, whose product is annotated as gamma-secretase subunit Aph-1. The record is from RefSeq and is a predicted model, not a curated record. Gene Ontology annotation, biological process: Notch receptor processing; protein processing; Notch signaling pathway. The transcript is spliced from 4 exons. Gene Ontology annotation, cellular component: endoplasmic reticulum; membrane; gamma-secretase complex. The coding region runs from base 271 to 1038 and encodes 255 amino acids. NCBI's taxonomy places the organism in Eukaryota, Metazoa, Arthropoda, Insecta, Orthoptera, Acrididae. Gene Ontology annotation, molecular function: protein-macromolecule adaptor activity.
AUCAGAGAUAUAACAACAUUCAAACCAACGUUUAUGACUGAAGUUUUGACACUCGUGAAAAAGCAAGUGCAAAGUCGUUUGUGAGAUUAUGUGUGACAGGUGAUUAUUUCAAUGGUGUUGAAGUGUGGAUGGAUGUUGAAGUUGACGUUUAGCGAUCCAGGGAACAGUGAACAAAUGGUGUUAAGUGUAGGCCGAUCCUUCCAUAUAUAGCAUCGUGAGAUAGAUAGAUAACACAGGCUUCAUUUUAAGAGCCUUAUACAAACGGUCACAAUGACUGUUAUGGAAUUUUUUGGAUGUGCCUUCCUGGCCUUUGGUCCACCGCUUGCAAUGUUUACAUUUACAAUAGCCAAGGAUCCUAUUAGAAUUAUAAUUUUAAUUGCCAGCGCUUUUUUCUGGCUCCUGUCAUUACUGAUUUCGUCGUUAUGGUGGUUUAUAGUAGUUCCACUUAAAAGCAAGUUGGCGUUUGGGCUGGUUUUCUCAGUGUUUUUUCAAGAAAUCUUUAGGUUUCUUAUUUAUAAAUUGCUCCAGAAAGCUGAAGUGGGUUUGAAGAAAGUAACCGAUGCAGACACGCAGAUCACAAACAGCAAGCAUGUUUUGGCUUAUGUGUCUGGCAUGGGCUUUGGUGUAAUGAGUGGUGCAUUUUCAUUAGUAAAUGUACUGGCAGAUGCUGUUGGCCCAGCGACAAUGGGUCUCAAAGGUGGUUCUGACUUGUUCUUCAUAACAUCAGCAGCAUUCACACUUUGCAUGAUUCUCCUUCACACGUUUUGGGGAGUAAUAUUCUUCUCUGCUGCUGACAACAGGAAUUACCUACAAAUUGUGUGGGUUGUUGGCAGUCAUUUGACAGUUUCUUGCCUUACGCUGAUGAACAGCCAAAUGUGGUAUGCAGCUACUCUUAUACCAUCGUAUAUUAUUUUGUUGAUCAAUGGAAGCAUUGCAUUCAGUGUGGUUGGAGGAAGUUUAAGAAGUUUGGGAGCCAGCAUGUACUUAAAAGAACGAAGACAUAUUUCAGAAAAUGGACAAUCAUUAACAGUGGACUAAUACAGUUUUGCACGAUUAGGAGUAAAACCUGAAUUGAAGGAACUUGUUUAAACUUUUUUAAUUUAAGACUCUGCUGCCGAUUUAUUAAAAUUUGUGUACAUUUUAUAAAUAUUUAGUACAUCAAUUUUAUAUUGAAUGCUAGUGUUCUCUCCUUUAACUUAUCUUCAGAACCUCAAAAUCAAACUACCAUGUGGAUGUCAUGUCAUUUCAUGAUGUGAGAAAGAAAUCUGACUGCAUAAAUGUUGUGCACAGCUUAUAUUAGUGCCAUGAGAUUUUUUAAAAUUUGUUCUGCAGGAACAAAGACACGCAACCAUUCCAAAAAGCACAUGAAACAAAAUACCACUCAAUAAUUUUUACACUGUUUUAAAUUUGUGACUGAUAGACUUUAAAAAAAUCUGGAGACUGAUAUAGACCUGUAUCAGGUACAGCAGCUACAAUUUCAUUCAAAUUCUUGUGAAUCAGCUGUAUCUGCAUACUACUGUAAGUCUGUCUGAGGAUACGGCAUGUUGACAAUAAACAAUCCUUUUUUAUUUCAAAUUUCUUAUGUGGAGUGGUUCAUAAUUUGAUGAAUUUUUCAGUAGUAAUCUCAAAACUAAUGUGGUUUUCGUGCCCAUCUUUUAAAUCCCAUUCAUGCUGCACAGUUAAUUUCAGCGUAAUUAAUUGAUAGCUGAUCUUGUUUCAUAUCUUGUAUUUUUAUUAAGGGAAGCGGUGCAGUACUAUCACAGUUCAGAUAUUUCAAGACGAAUGCAGAUUUAUUCCCGAUAUAACCAUUCUAACUUCUGGCAAUUCUGUAAGCAGUUACAUAAUCCUUGAACAAAAGUGAAUUUUUUAUUUUUAUUUAUUUAUUUUUCAAGGUGUAAGCGUAUUUUCGAAAGUGAUUUCUCAGUUACUCUAGUACUUGAUAUGAAGGAAUAUACAUUCUUUUGACCAAGACACUUGCACAUAGGCUUUUGCCCACAGCCUUCGUCAGAAAGAGGAAAACACACACACACACACACACACACACACACACACACACACACACACACAAAA